This is a messenger RNA of Sungouiella intermedia, 1089 nucleotides long. The record is from the annotation of a GenBank genome assembly. Lineage: Eukaryota; Fungi; Ascomycota; Pichiomycetes; Serinales; Metschnikowiaceae.
AUGACGAUGUUGCUAGGCAAACGCAGCGACAAACCAGUAACCUCUCGCGGUCCACGGUUGGUACCCGCCGACGACGACUUCAUUCGCACCUUGGACUACGAAGACUUGGAGCAACGUUUCCACAUCCGCAAGUACUACCCUCUGUUCAUCCACAACUACGACUACCUGACGCCGCAGAUCCGGGAGAUGAUUCGAGACAAGCCCAUCUACGCGAAGGCAAACGAACAUGUCAAAAAUGUCAAGGGUGCUACUUUACGCAAGACCUACGUCACUGAAAUAGACGUGGAGACUGGUCAGAUCCGAGUGCAAGAGAAGAAAACAGCUGAGCAAGCAAAGAGCGAGAAGAAAGAGGCAAAGAAGAAAAAAAAGGAGGAGCGAAAGGAACGGAAGGAGGAGCAUAAAGAGAGGAAGGAGGAAAGAAAGGAAGAGAAGAGAGAAGAGAGAAGAGAGAGGAAGGAGGAAAGAAAGGAGUUGAAAGAAGAGAGGAAGGAGGAAAGGAGAGAAAGGAGAGAUGAGAAAAAGGAGUUGAAGGAAGAGAGAAAGGAAGAGAAAAUGGAAGAGAAAAGAGAACGUCAGAAUGCUCGUAAGGAAGUUAUUGAAAAUCGUCGUGAAGAACAUCGUGACAAGCAGCGCAUUGACGAGUUAGACGAACUGAGAAAGCUUAUGCGCGAGCACCGGUCGCAGAGAAUGGCUGAGAAGACGCCGCAACCUUACUUUGCGCCUGCCAUCAAGCCUCCGCCCCAGACACAUUUAAGGCAGUCGCAAAUGGAGUUCAACAAUCCGUUUGAUUCGAAACAACCUACACUUGUUGCUUCUGCUCAUCAUGCAGAGGGUGUUCGUUCGCGUCAGAACAGUGUGCGGACGGUAGAGAGUAUGGACACGUUGAAGUCGUCUAUUGGAGGAAAGUUGAGAAGUAUCAUGAGACCCCGGAGGAGCAUUGAUAAGUCCGACAACAGGUUGGUACGGACAUCGUCAUAUGACCAAACGCAAUCGGUGAUGACAUCUACGAGAGGAGCUAAGAAUAAAUUGUUGAGACUCAAGGACGAUAAUGGAAGACGCAUGAGUGGACAAAUCGGUACGUAUUUUUGA